UGAGGGCUUCCCACACACACUCUCUCACACACUCCCCUCCGUCCGUCAGUCUCCACACACACUCCCGUCCAUCCAUCCCCACACACACACUCGCCCUGGUGCAGUGUGUGAGUGAUCAGUCAGAAGAAGAGCAGCUCACAGUCAUUGUCUGCCUGCCUGGCUUCUCUGCUCAGGCUGGAUCUGAUUCCUGACAGGGAGCGGCCAGCCAUCGCCCGGAGCAGGAAGAAGAGGCCACACAACGCUGAUUCAAUUUUACACUGGAGUCACCCAGAAACAAACCAACCGAUCCUUAACCACCCAGAGAAGAAAAAUAGAAGGGAAAAAAAAGACGAGGGGAAAAGAAGUGAUGGCUUUUGCCGACAUUGGAGAGGACCAGGAUGACCUAAAUGAAGUGAUGCGUGAGGAGAUGGAGGACGUCUUCAUCUAUGAUGGAGUGUCGUCCCGUGUCCCAGAGAUCAUGGCGGCUGGAACCCACUCCCCCGGGGGACCCAAUGGGAUCAUCCGGAGCCAGUCCUUCGCCGGCUUCAGCACGCUACAGGAAAGACGCUCGCGGUGUAACUCAUUCAUGGGGAACUCUGCGGUGCAGAAGAAGCCCACGUCCAAGCCUAAGAAGCCCCAUCUGUCAGGGCACAAGGCCAGCAGCGGCUCCAGAGAGCCCCAGCCCAAGAGGGUGGAGGAGGUGUACGGGGCCCUCAAACAAGGCCUGGAUGAGUAUCUGGAGGUAUACCAGACUGAGCUUGAUAAACUCACCUCUCUGAUGAAGGACAUGAAGAGGAACUCCAGACUGGUGAGACAGGAUGGAGUCCUGUACGAUCUUGACAAGCAAAUCAAAACCAUCGAGAGGUAUAUGAGGCGGUUGGAGUUUCAUAUGAGCAAGGUGGAUGAGUUGUAUGAGGUGUUCUGUAUCCAGAGGAUGCUGAGAGAGGGAGCCAGUAAGAUGAAGCAGGCCUUCUCUGCCUCUCCCUCCACAAAGGCCACCAGAGAGAGCAUAUUAGAGGUCAACCGCAGAUAUAAGGAGUACACAGAGAAUAUGAGCACGUUUGAGGUGGAGCUGGAGAACUUGUUGGGGGAAUUCCAUAUCAAAAUGAAAGGUCUUGCUGGCUUUGCUCGUCUGUGUUCAGGAGAUCAGUAUGAGAUCUUCAUGCGGUAUGGUCGUCAGCGCUGGAAGCUGAAAGGGAAGAUAGAGGUGAACUCCAGACAGAGUUGGGAUGGAGAAGAGAUGGUCUUCACGCCCCUCAUCACAGACCUCAUCAACAUCAAAGUUACCGAGCUGAAGGGUUUAGCCACUCACAUCCUAGUGGGCAGUGUGAUCUGUGAGACCAAGGACCUGUUCACGGCCAUGCCUCAGGUGGUGGCUGUCGAUGUCAACGACCUGGGAACAAUCAAACUCAAUCUGGAGGUCACAUGGUUUCCGUUCGAUGUGGAGGACCUGACUCUCUCUUCAGGCAAUGUGAGCAAGGCCACCGCCCUGCAGAGACGGGUGUCUGUCUACAGCCAGGGCACGCCAGAGACACCCACCUUCCAGGACCAGUCCUUCUUUUCCACCCUCCCUGAUGACGUCUUUGAGAAUGGUGGGUGUGGCAACUCUGAGUGCAAGCGCCUCUCCUUCACCUUUUCCGAUACGUCAGUCUCCUCCCUCAGCCCGAGCCUCGCCCCAGGCCAGUCCAACCCCGAAAUCACUGUCACACCGCCUGACAUGAACCAUUGGCCUCAAAUACCCCCCAGGGAAGACAAAGGAGUAGAAGAGAUGGUUCGGGUGCAUGCAGACGUAGUGGAAGAGGAGGGUGAGGAGGAAGAGGAGAGUGGUGACAGCGGCGGUAGCGUGAGUGUUAGUCUGGUCAGCGAGGAAGUGGAGUCAGAGUGGGAGAGGGCAGAGUUCCAGCUUAAUGUAGGUUCCUCCUCUCUCUGCUCCGAGAGCCAGUUGUCAGCUUUGGCUCCCGAGGAUGUGUUCCUGGACCACGAGGGGUCUGACAGGGAUGGAGAUGAGGACGACAGCUCAGAGCUGCUGAAGCCCGUGGAACUGGACACUGAAGCACCAGGCGGUUUGACCAGGCAACUGGUGAGGAGGCUGACGUCGUCCGACAUUCUGCCCGAGGUGGUGGGUCUGAGCUGGGCCGGGGAGGGAAGCAGGGCCUUCCUGGAGAGCAGCCUGGAAGAGGCCCUGCACAGCCUGCUGCUGAGGCUGGAAUCACUGGGACAACGCUGUAGAGAGAUGCAGGACCUGGAACAGGAAGUGAUGCGCCUGGAGGACCUGCUCAAGUGUCGUCUCCCGGGCCACAGGAGCAGGUCGUCCAGUCUCAGCCUGACGGUUGAGAGCGCUCUGGAGAGCUUUGACUUCCUCAACACCUCCGACUUCGACGACGAUGACACGGGUGAUGACCACGUCCUCCACCACUCUGUGUUCUUUGACAUGGAGGUGGAGAGGAUUGGGCCUGGAGGCCAGCACCCAGAGGCCAGGGGCCACCUGAGUGAAGCCCUGACGGAGGACACCGGGGUGGGCAACAGUGUGGCCGGCAGCCCCCUGCCUCUCACCACUGGCAAUGAGAAUCUGGACAUGGCCAUCGUCAUUCAUCUGCAGUACUGCGAUCAUCUCAUCCAGCUACUGUCCAGUGGAGGGAGCCCUUGGCAGCGUAGAGCCCAGCUCCAGAAGCUCUCAGCUCAGACUCAGCUGCUAGAGGAACUGGGAGAGAUCAGCACAGAAUGCCUGGGGAGCAUCACCUCGGCUGCUGACGUGCUCCCAGGGCUGGCAGAGCGGCCAGGGCUGAUGGCUCUGUGGUCAGAGUGUAGUGGUUCUGGAGGACAGUUUCACACUACGCUGGACCGGGUGCUUAAACACAUGCACCACAGCUACACCAGUCCACUGCAGGAGAGGCACCCACACACCACAGCUGAAACAGUGAUCUGGCUGGUGGUGAGUGAGAUGGUGGACAGGAGUGAACUGGCCUCCCCUCCUCCCUCGGCCCUGUCCCAAGACGUCCUCACAGUGUUCCAAUUCCACAGCUACGUCUCAGAGCACAGUGUUGGGGACAUGAAGGAACACCUACUGCAGGUGGCUAGAGAGGCUGUGUUUGCGGAAGGCCUAAGCAGCGGCGACUCGGAGCGUUGUCUAAAGGAAUUAGAAGAGGUGUCACACACCGGCCUGUGUCCCCAGUUGCAGACUCUCAGGGCCCUGGCCUCCCUCCUCUCCCACAAAGACCCCCAGCUCAGCAAGGCCGCAACUGCCUACAUCACUUCCGCUGCCUCUCACACACCCUUUAGGUCAAAGGCGGUGGACUGCUACACACAGUCCUUGUCGGAGGGGGGAGUUCUAACGCAAAGGUCUGCCUGCGCUGCUCUCAGUUGUCUACAGGCGGUAGAGAGUAUUCGAGCGGUGGUGUUGCUGUGUGACUCGGCAGACGAGGAGCUUCACCACAUUGCCAUAGAAACCCUGCUCACCUUGGGAGAGGAGGGGCGUCUGGCGUAUGAGCAGCUGGACACGGUGCCCAGGGAGCUGGUACAACUGGGGACACGGCGAGGGACCGCUGUCACCACCGCCUUCUAGGUCUAAUUAACUUAACCUAGGAGCAUCAUAACCACAGGAGGGGGACAACCCCCUCCCCCCCAACAGAACAACCUGUCCUGGCCUCCCUCCACUGCGCCUGAACAUUUGAAUGGACACAGCUAGGGGGAGGGGCCUGAUCAAAGCAGAGGAGUCCAACUCAUCAUCAAAGGGCCACAUGUCUCAUCCUUCUCAACAGACUGGUCUAAAUCCUAGCUGUCCACUGACCACCACUAUUAAGCAAUCUCUCACUGCACAGACAGAGCCUAUUUACUAUCAUAACUAUUAUUAUGAAUCUUAUUAUCACGGUUGUGUUUGACAUUGUUAUUAUCAGUAUCACAGUUAUGAUUGCUUUAUAUAACUGCUAUUAAUUAUUUGUUUUAGUAAGUGACGUUCACAUUAGUCGACGGCUAUUUGUACUUUGGAAUUGCACUGUGGCAGGCAUGUAAAUACCAUAGCACAGCAUUAAACUCUGUGUGAUAAUGAGUGACGCAUCGAAAUGGAUUGAGUUGGUGUUUUUCUGAUAUGCACCGUUGAGUUUCAGGGAUUUUACAGACAGUUUGAACACUUUCUGUCAGAGUGUGUCAUGGAUGAGAAGUCAGAAGACAGAUUCAGGUUGCUCAGGAGGAGGUAGUUAAGCAAUGUUCGCAAUCUCACGUCAUCAACAUGCAAAAAGAGGAAGACGGUGUCUUACCGGCCAGCAAUGUCCUCACUUCAUCAACAUGCACAACGUGGAGAUAAUUAUAUACUUGGACUGCUUAACAAACUCUUCUACCCACACAUGCCUGGGAUCUGCAUUCAGAGUGUGAUUGAAUGUCUGCUUGCUGGGAACUGAUUUGAGAUCAGUUGUUUAAGCUACUGGAGGAGAUUGAUCAGAAUCUAUUGUUUUGGAAGCAGGUUUGCCUCCAUGCAUGUGCCCAUUACUACAUGUACUGCUCUUUUAAUCCUAUUGGUACUAAUGCAGUCUAGGAGUAUGUGUUAGUUAGGUAAUGUUAGUGAGAAAUGAGAACGUAACUGCUCCAUAGCGGUACAGAUCAGAACCAAGGGGUUUGUAUAAGUUGGGAUGUUGCCGAGGCUAUAGUGCUCCGUAUAGCUUCUUAUGCCUAUUGUAACUAUACUACUGAGUCCGUGGCUUCUUUGCCACGACAACAAAACUUGUUUGUUUCUCAAACUAAUUUAUUUUCUUAUUUACACGUCACAUUUUGGAUUCUAAUAUUCUUUAAUUUGCAUGUACUUUUUUGAGUAAGCGAGUAGAAUGCAGAGAGUAGAAUGCAGAGAGUAGAAUGCAGAGAGUAGAAUGCAGAGAGCAGAAUGCAGAGAGCAGAAUGCAGAGAGCAGAAUGCAGAGAGCAGAAUGCAGAGAGCAGAAUGCAGAGAGCAGAAUGCAGAGAGCAGAAUGCAGAGAGCAGAAUGCAGAGAGCAGAAUGCAGAGAGCAGAAUGCAGAGAGCAGAAUGCAGAGAGCAGAAUACUAGUCAAAUAGUUUCUUUCUGCUUCUGGUUGACAUUUCAAAUAUUGGCCUCAAAUUCAUUUUGGGAAUGAUCUUGCUUACAUAAAAUGUAACUCAAAAUGUGAAUUUGUUUAGCUCUUUUGGAAUUUGUUUAUGCGUUUAAAGGAAAACCCACUCAAAAACUAUAUUUUGGGAGAGUAUCAAUAGUAGACUAAUGAAAACAAAUACCAAAAAGCUGUUUAAGUGGAUUCUGCCUUUAAGUAGAAUGACUGGCUGAUUAUUAUUUGGAGAGGAUUUGCCAAUAUCAUAUAGCUUUGGUCCAAAUGGGACAGUAGAUAUUAGAGAAUGUUACUUUAUUACGCAAGUGACUCAUAACCAAAGUAAAGCCUGAAUUUAAGAAGAUCAUCUUUUGUAAGAAUGAAUUCUGAACCUAUCUGCAACCUGGCCUCUACACCCAGACUCACCUGAAAAGCACAACAAUAUGAAUCAAUGUUAUCUAAAUGAUCAUCCCAAUCCUGCGACAUUGCAUCGGGUUCUAACUAAUUGCACACUCUCCAAAAGCCAUAGCGAUGAAAUAGGUGUAGUUAAGGCAGUAAUAUGUGUGAUAAUGUUACUUUUUUUCUUUUGUAUAUUAAAGCUGUAAGUGUGAGUCGUUCAAAUUGAAGCUUUUUGUUUUUCUAUGUCAAAGUGGCCUUGUGUUCGCUGAACAUGGUCUAUAUUGAGUAACAAUGCCUGUUUCUCCCAUGAUGUGAAUAACAUUACAGUAUUUUAGUAAGAUGAUACUAGUUACUUCAAGGACUAAUUCUAACAACAUCCUUGUUGUUUUUUCUCUCCACGAGGCCUCUUUCUUUCUACUAAACAUGACCAGUGUUGUGAAUUGACAUUUUGCUUCAAUUCAAAUCCAAGUCAUCAGAUUAAAGACGUAAAUCAAAUAAUUCAACGUUGUUUAAUAUUCAUCAUAUUUUAUAUAACCACACAUGAUUUGCAUUAUAUCUUUACAUUAUGGUAAACCUUGGAAUUGAACAGAAAGCACACAAAGGUCAUGUCACAUAGCUUCAGUAGACUGCAUUACAUUAUUUUCUCCUAUUGGUUUACAGUAUUUCUCCUGCUCAAUGAAAGUGGCAAUAAAGUUUAUUUUUGCAUAAUUCUGAAAA
Molecule: messenger RNA, 6139 nt
Organism: Oncorhynchus gorbuscha (pink salmon)
Lineage: Eukaryota; Metazoa; Chordata; Actinopteri; Salmoniformes; Salmonidae
Product: rho family-interacting cell polarization regulator 2-like
Exons: 23
Coding region: 347-3541 (1064 amino acids)
Source: RefSeq, a predicted model, not a curated record